Molecule: messenger RNA, 732 nt
Organism: Rhagoletis zephyria (snowberry fruit fly)
Lineage: Eukaryota; Metazoa; Arthropoda; Insecta; Diptera; Tephritidae
Product: peritrophin-55-like
Cellular component (GO): extracellular region
Molecular function (GO): chitin binding
Source: RefSeq, a predicted model, not a curated record
UUUUCGGGGCGUAUACAAGAUUGUUACACAGCAUGAAGCCUCAUAUAAAAAGGGAUCGAGCGAGCAACUAAAAUCAGUUCUUCCAACAAAGGCGGUGCAGUAAAGCGGCGAAAUCAUGAAGACAGUACUGACGCUUGUUUGCAUUAUAUCUGCUGCCCACUACGUGACUGCGGAUUGCAGUUUGCUGAAGACUUUCACCACCGAGCUGCAGCCGAAUUGUUCUGCAAACGAUAUUUAUAUUAAAUUUCCUAACUACGCAAAUCAAAGCACUUAUUAUUCAUGUUUACAAGUUGGAAAGGCACAAGUGGUACCCUGCCCAGCGGGAUAUUAUUUUAUAUAUGUGAUGCAGCAAUGUGGCCCAUGUGCCAGCUAUAUUCCACCAGUUCCGUGUGAACAACUCAAAACACAAAAUCCGCCAAUUUGCGUAGCCAUUGGAUCGAGCAACAGUAGCACAACAAUAGCUUCAUCUACUGGCACUUCUAAUUAUCCUACACCUGUCUAUCCAUCUACGUCACAGUCAACGACAGCAACAGCAACAGCAACAACAGCAACUACGACAAACUCAAGAAGAACAACUACUACUGCAGUAACACCGCCAACUGUGACAGUGACCACUGCAGCUACAACUGUUACAACUAGCAUUCCCAGGACCUCCUAGUCCAGCUACAUCCAAUCCAAAUGUUCCUGUACCACCAACACCCGCUCCAACGCCACCAACCAUUGAAGAUGGAG